Molecule: messenger RNA, 1403 nt
Organism: Paramecium pentaurelia
Lineage: Eukaryota; Ciliophora; Oligohymenophorea; Peniculida; Parameciidae
Source: the annotation of a GenBank genome assembly
AUGUACUUUAACAAAUUGAAUAACAUAGAAACUAAUGAACCCAGCAUACGUAAGGUUUAUUAAACCUCAAUACAAGACUGUUGUUUAUAAUUAUAAUAAAGUAUAGAUGUAAUAUCAUAAAUUGAUAUUUAUAGUCUUCAUAUAAAAGAAUUGAUGAUUUGCUUGAUUAGAUUAUUUAUGAUACUGAAUAGUAACUUAAUUAAAGAUUUUAAUCAUCGUAUGAUUUUUAACACAAUAUUUCAUUACCUUGUUUUUCGACUUAAGUAAUUCACAAUUAAUAAUUUGGUCAUUAACUUAGUGAUUAAGUAACAUCUUUAAUCAAAAUGUCUAUGAACCAUCAUCUAAAGAAAUAAUAGGAAUGUCUUAAUUAAGAAAUGUAAAAAUAAAUCUAAUAACUAUAAUCCGAAAAAUAAUAACCAAUUCUCUAACCUUCUCUUGAAUUAAUCUUAAAUCCAAUCAAUUAUUAAUUGUUACAUGAAAAUUCUAUUAAAGUGAUAGAUAAAUGUCGUGCAAUAGCUAUCAAUUAAGAUUGUUCAAUGGUGAUUGUUGGUUGUGGUAAAGUAAUCAAAUUAUUUGAAUUCAAAUAAGAAGUAUUGAAAUAAACUUAAGUUUUAAAUGAACAUUAGAAUAAUGUGUUUGCUUUAAACUUUAUGAAGAAUUCUAAAGAAUUUAUAUCUGGUAGUUAUGAUUCGUAAAUUAUUAUAUGGUCUAUGGAUGAAAAAAAUUAAUGGGUUUGUAAAUAAAAAUUAAAUGAUCAUAAUGGUUGGAUACUUUGUCUAAUAUUGAAUAAUAAUGAAGAUAUUAUCAUUUCAGGUGGUUAAGAUAAAACUAUUAAAUUCUGGAUUAAAUAGAAUUAAUGGUUAUGUUUAUAAACUAUUACAGACCAUACUUCUCAUGUAUUUGGAUUAAGCUUGAAUAAAUAAUAGAAUAAAGUAAUUUCAUGUGGAUGUGAUGAUUAAAUAUUAAUAAUUGAACAAUCUUAAUAGGAUUUUAAAUGGAUUGUUGUAUAAAAAAUAAAGGUAUAGAAAUAUGGUUGUAGAAUAUGCUUUAUAAAUGACAAUGUAUUCAUUUUUUAACCAUAUAGUGGUCAAUAAUUGCAUGUUUAUGAACUGAAUACUAUUAAUAAAUAGUAUUCAAAGAUAAAAGAUAUAGAUGUUAAAAGUGGAGCUGAUUAUUGGUUUUUUCCUAUUUAAUAUAUAAAAUCAAAAUGUCUAAUUGUAAAUAAGAAUGGCAAUUAUGUGAAUUUGAUAAGGAAAAUAAGUAAUGGCGAAUUUAGAAUAGAAUAGUAAAUUGAAUUUGGACAUUUAGAUUUAUUUGGAUGUAUGAGUGAUGAUGGAUAGUAUUUAAUUACUUGGGAUUAAGGUUCAAAAGAAAUUUAAAUUAGAAAAUACAAUCAAAUAUGA